Molecule: messenger RNA, 378 nt
Organism: Microthlaspi erraticum
Lineage: Eukaryota; Viridiplantae; Streptophyta; Magnoliopsida; Brassicales; Brassicaceae
Source: the annotation of a GenBank genome assembly
AUGAGGAAGCGGCAACUGGCUGGUAAGGAUCAAGCAAAAUGGUUUGGGACGAGGGACUCGAUCGAGCUAGAGUUGGACUCGAUCGAGCUGCCGAUCGAGCUUGUCGUGCGAGCUCAACUGGUGAAGUGUGAAUGGCUAUGGGAGUCAUUUGGAGCUAAUUGGAACAUUGCCUAUCACUGGAGACUAGUUGAGGAAGGAAAGACUCUGUCUGCCCCAUCUUUCGUCUGGAGGUGGUUUCAUGUCAUUCGGACCAGCGGUUCAGAAGAUACGACGAUUUGGUUGGACUCGACCCACCAGCUCGACCGGCCAGUUUCCAACUCGAUCGAGCUGCUUUUCCAGGAGUCAAAGUCAAACCCGAAAAAUGUUGCUUCCCUUUGA